Molecule: messenger RNA, 1689 nt
Organism: Miscanthus lutarioriparius
Lineage: Eukaryota; Viridiplantae; Streptophyta; Magnoliopsida; Poales; Poaceae
Source: the annotation of a GenBank genome assembly
AUGCAACCACUCCUCCUCCUGCUACUCGCUUCCUUCCUCCUCCCCCCGCCGCCGGGGGCCAGCGCGGCAGAGUCGUCAGGCUGCUGGCCCAAGACAUGCGGGGACCUCAACAUCACCUACCCGUUCUGGUUUGAGGAGCUCGGCAAGCCACCUUGCGGACUGCCGUCCUUCCAGCUCAAAUGCAACAGCAACCGCGCGUUCUUGACCAAAUCCGUGUACCAGGCAUAUGAGGUGCUCAGUAUGUUCCCCAACAACUCCUCCUUCCAUGUGGUGGACCACAACCUCCCCCUACGCAGCGGCUGCCCAGCGCCAACGAUGAACAUCUCGCUCUUCUCACCCGCAUUCGCGUUCAGCAAAACCAACAAAGAAUUGCUCUUCCUUGGGGGUGUGCACGGGGUUACCACCGGUGAAUUCGUCUGGGUUUCACAGACUGCCUUGCAACAACAGUGCCACAACAUCCAGGGAGGGAUUCCGCUGGGCUGCCUCUUCACUGUCAUGCCGUUUCUCGGGUUUCCCGAUGGAAAUGGGGAUGACUACAUCUCCAGCAUGAAGAAUGGGCUUCUCGUGGAGUGGAAAGGGGUGCCAGAUGAUUGCCCAAGUGCAUGGCAAGGGGCGGGGAAUGCAGUUUCGAUUUCAGUAGCUGCAAGCUUGCUCCUACCAUGUAUAUAUGUGUUGGUAUGGCAUAUGCAAAAACUAAGGUUUUUCCUAUGCAAAAAGACCAGCAGCACCACAGAAGAGAACAUUGAGGCCCUAAUAUUAUUACAUGGGUCACUAGCUCCAAAACGAUACAAGUACUCCGAAGUAACAAAGAUAACAUCUUCCCUUAAUAAUAAGCUUGGGGAAGGUGGUUAUGGCAUGGUUUUCAAAGGAAGGCUAGAUGAUGGUCGUCUAGUUGCAGUGAAGUUCCUGCAUGACUCCAAAGGUGACGGUGAGGAGUUUGUGAAUGAGGUUAUUAGUAUUGGCAGGACAUCUCACAUUAAUAUUGUUAGCUUAUUUGGGUUUUGUUUGGAAGGCUCAAAGAGGGCCCUCAUAUAUGAGUAUAUGCCAAAUGGUUCUUUGGAUAAGUAUAUAUACUCCGAGAAUCCCAAAGCAAUUUUAGGAUGGGAUAAGCUCUAUACCAUAGCAAUUGGGAUCGCUCGAGGGUUGGAAUACUUGCACCAUAGUUGUAAUACACGCAUAGUGCAUUUCGAUAUCAAGCCUCAAAAUAUCCUUCUGGAUCAGAACUUUCACCCAAAGAUUGCUGAUUUUGGUUUGGCCAAGUUGUGCCAUACCAAGGAGAGCAAGCUUUCUAUGACCGGUGCUAGAGGAACACCUGGGUUUAUAGCUCCUGAAGUACAUUCUCGAACCUUCGGAGUUGUUUCAGCAAAAUCAGAUGUUUAUAGCUAUGGAAUGAUGUUGCUAGAGAUGGUUGGUGGCAGAAAAAAUGUUAAACUAAUGGCUCAAGAGUCAAGUGAAAAGUAUUUUCCACAUUGGAUUUAUGACCACUUUGGUCAAGACGAUGGACUACAGGCAUGUGAAGUUACAGGUGAGAACAAAGGAAUCGCUAGAAAAAUGAGUGUGAUUGGCCUGUGGUGCAUCCAAAUAUUACCAAUGCAUCGCCCUACCAUAGGAAAGGUCUUGGAAAUGUUUGAGAGAGGUUCAGAUGAGCUAGACAUGCCACCAAGGCAAAACUUCAGUCAAAUAUUGUAA